AACUGCAAAUCCUUCAUAAUUUAUUAGUGUUAGACCGGUCCAACACCGUACAGUGAGUGACCUCCAGGAAAAUUUCGACAAAAUUUAGAUUUGGCGUAAAUUUGGGAAAAUUGUCAAAGAUGGCGGGUCACCACGUACUAUCAGUGCUAAUAUUUGUGACGUGUAUAGUGUGUUACUAUAACAGUUGUCAGUGCGGAUUUGUGUUCGAUGAUAUUAGUGCAAUAAAGGAGAAUCGGGAUCUGAGACCUCAUACGCCACUCAAGAAUGUCUUUCUCAACGAUUUCUGGGGCACUCCCAUGCAUAAGGAGCAAAGCCACAAGUCCUACCGUCCGCUGUGUGUGUUGACAUUCCGCUGGAAUUAUAUGCUACACCAGCUUGAGCCAAUGGGAUAUCACCUUGUCAACAUGCUCCUACAUGCUCUUGUUUGCCUCAUCUACUUCAGUUGCGAGUGAGCGACGUCCAAUACUUUGUGCGAUGGGCUUUCAACGGCAAGGCGUCGCUUCUGCAUCACACGUGGACAGCCGACGCCACUCGACGCCUGGGCGUUCUCACUCUAACCACUGUCUCACUUCUGCUAGUCAGGCUGCAGGUUAUGGGAUCCAAAUUGCCUGUCUUCACUAGAUUCGACAACCCAGCCAGCGUGGCGCCAUUCCCCGCCCGGCAGCUUUCCUACAACUAUCUGCUGUCAGUGAACAUGUGGCUGCUGCUGUUUCCCUGCGAGCUGUGCUGUGAUUGGACAAUGGGCACCAUCCCCCUCCUCCACACACUGGCCGACACUCGCAACUCGGCCACACUCGCCCUCUACCUCGGCCUCGCUCUCCUCCUGCAUCACGCCUCCACCACCAACAAUCGCCAUCAGGCCACUGUCAUCAUAAUGAGCUUGGCGUUGCUGAUUCUGCCAUUUUUGCCAGCUUCGAACCUGUUCUUCCCGGUUGGCUUCGUGGUGGCAGAGAGAGUGCUCUACAUGCCAUCCAUGGGCUUCUGUAUGCUGGUGGGCUACGGCUGGAGUGUGCUCAUCGAGAAACGACUGGGCAAACUAGCAUGGCUAGGCCUGGCCGUGGUUCUGGUGUCACACAGCUGCAAGACUUGGCUGCGCAACCAGGAGUGGGAGUCGGAGUACACCAUUUUCAUGGCAGGUCUCAAGGUCAACCAGCGCAAUGCCAAGCUGUUCAACAACGUGGGGCAUGCCCUCGAGGUGCAGGGCCGCUUUCAAGAGGCCCUUGCUUACUUCAACAAGGCUGUUAGUGUACAACAAGACGACAUAGGAGCGCACAUAAAUGUUGGCCGAACCUACAAUCAUCUGAAAAUGUUCAAAGAAGCUGAGGAUGCUUAUUUGAGAGCGAAAUCGCUUCUACCGAAAGCCAAGCCUGGGGAGUCCUAUCAAGCGAGGAUUGCACCCAAUCAUCUCAACGUGUUUCUCAAUUUGGCCAACCUUAUAGCUAAGAAUGCAACCCGGCUGGAAGAGGCUGAUAUGCUCUAUAGACAAGCCAUCAGCAUGCGAGCCGACUACACGCAGGCCUAUAUAAAUCGGGGAGAUGUGCUGUUGAAGCUAAAUAGAACCAAGGAAGCUCAACAGGUCUACGAGAGAGCUCUAUUCUAUGACAGUAAUAAUCCUGAUAUUUACUACAAUUUGGGUGUAGUGUUUCUGGAGCAAGGCAAGGCGUCACAGGCAUUAGCCUAUCUGGACAAGGCUCUGGAAUUCGACCCGGAACACGAGCAGGCUCUGCUCAAUUCGGCCAUACUGCUACAGGAGUUGGGCAGGGAGGAGCUUAGGAAAGUGGCCAGGGAGAGACUUUUGAAACUGCUGCAUAAGGACGCAACCAAUGAACGCGUCCACUUCAACCUGGGCAUGCUAGCUAUGGACGACGAGACAGUAGGGGACGCUGAGCACUGGUUUAGAAGGGCCAUCCAGCUGAAACAGGACUUCAGGGCGGCCCUGUUCAACCUGGCCCUUCUGCUGGCCGACUCGCACAGGGCCCUCGAAGCGGCGCCCUUCCUCAACCAGCUGGUCGCCCAUCAUCCCAACCAUGUCAAGGGCCUCAUUCUGCUCGGAGAUAUACUCAUCAACUACCUUAGGGAUCUCGAUGCUGCUGAGCAGUGCUACCGACGUAUCCUGGAGCUAGAACCGGACAACAUACAGGGUGUUCACAACCUGUGCGUUGUAUUCGUGGAGAGAGGCCACCUGCUGGAGGCUGAGGCAUGCCUCAAGAGGGCACACCGCAUGGCGCCUCAUGAGGACUAUGUGCUGAGGCACCUCAAGAUAGUGCAGAGCAGGGUGGCCAAGAUGGGCAGGGGCGUGCCCCCAAGUCAGGGCGUGCCCCUCACUCAGGGGCGCAAUGGGAGUCAGGAACAGAUGCCUGAAUUCAGCACACAACUACUGUCAGAAGACAGCACAAAAGAGAAUCAAGAAGGAAGAGGAGGUGAAGAAGAGGAGGAGAUGGAAGAACAGAGAAGAAGUAAAGAAACAACGGAGAGAGAUAAUGAGUCUGAUAAACUUCAACAACAUGAAACAACAACAUCCAAAGUGAGUUCAACAACAUCAAAUUUGGGGCAAAACCCGACACCAAAAAAGGGUGAUAGCUCGUCAAAUUUUGGGCAUAGUUCAAGAACAACAUCAAAAGAAGGGCAUAGCUCUACAGUAUCUGCAACAAAAUUGAGUCAUAACUCAGAAACGACAUCAAAAUUGAGUCAUAGCUCAACAAAUCCAUCAAAAUUGAGUCAUAACUCAGAAACAACAUCAAAAUUGAGUCAUAGCUCAACAAAUCCAUCAAAAUUGAGCCAUAAUUCAGAACAACAUCAAAAUUGAGUCAUAGCUCAACAACAACAGCAUCAAAAUUGAGUCAUAGCUCAACAAAUCCAUCAAAAUUGAGUCAUAACUCAGAAACGACAUCAAAAUUGAGUCAUAGCUCAACAAAUCCAUCAAAAUUGAGCCAUAAUUCAGAAACAACAUCAAAAUUGAGUCAUAGCUCAACAAAUCCAUCAAAAUUGAGCCAUAAUUCAGAAACAACAUCAAAAUUGAGUCAUAGCUCAACAACAACAGCAUCAAAAUUGAGUCAUAGCCCAACAAAUCCAUCAAAAUUGAGCCAUAAUUCAGAAACAACAUCAAAAUUGAGUCAUAGCUCAACAAAUCCAUCAAAAUUGAGUCAUAACUCAGAAACAACAUCAAAAUUGAGUCAUAGCUCAACAAAUCCAUCAAAAUUGAGUCAUAACUCAGAAACAACAUCAAAAUUGAGUCAUAGCUCAACAAAUCCAUCAAAAUUGAGUCAUAACUCAGAAACAACAUCAAAAUUGAGUCAUAGCUCAACAAAUCCAUCAAAAUUGAGCCAUAAUUCAGAAACGACAUCAAAAUUGAGUCAUAGCUCAACAAAUCCAUCAAAAUUGAGCCAUAAUUCAGAAACGACAUCAAAAUUGAGUCAUAACUCAGAAACAACAUCAAAAUUGAGUCAUAGCUCAACAACAACAGCAUCAAAAUUGAGUCAUAGCCCAACAAAUCCAUCAAAAAUGAGCCUUAACUCAAAAUCAUCAGCUGGUAACCUUGACAACCAUAUAACCAACAAACCUAGUGACUUAGCUAGCGACGCUGGGUCACUAGUGACUGAAAAAGAGUCACAAGUGACGCCGAAAGUCGCUAAGCAACCGCUCAGUCAGUUGCCAGUUGCUAAGCAACCACUGCCGGUUGCCAAAGAGAUGGUGAAACCCAGGUUGCGUAAAAAUGAAGCAAAGCAACCUGAGGUAUCUUCUUCCUCCUUGUCUUAGCGGAGAGCCUGUUUCAACAAUAAAGUCGGAUAAGUUUUGAAAAGUUUGCAACUCUUGUUACUGUCUGAAGAGAAUUUAUGCAAUUUAAUAUUAUUUAUAUCUUUGAGUAGAUUGAAUAGUAUCAUGUUUUUCACUUUUAUCUUGAGGACUACUCUGAUUUAUCUAAUAAGGGUACUUAAGCUGCA
Nilaparvata lugens (brown planthopper) is the source of this 3941-nucleotide messenger RNA. Its product is annotated as protein O-mannosyl-transferase Tmtc3. Gene Ontology annotation, biological process: protein O-linked glycosylation via mannose. Gene Ontology annotation, cellular component: endoplasmic reticulum. The record is from RefSeq and is a predicted model, not a curated record. Gene Ontology annotation, molecular function: protein binding; mannosyltransferase activity. NCBI's taxonomy places the organism in Eukaryota, Metazoa, Arthropoda, Insecta, Hemiptera, Delphacidae.